AUGGGUUACAAUAACAAAACAGUAGUCAACACAAUACUAUUGGUCUGCUUGACAUUGGCCUCGGUGGCUACUGCAACUGAACAGGAAGGAGAGGCAGCGUUGAUUAUCAAUCUACAGGAUAAUCCAUUCCAAUGUAUAUUCAAUGGUACCAAUGGCAAGAGGUUCGACUUGGGUACUCUGAGUGCCACCCUCAGUCUGCAGACUAGCAACGCAACCUACUACAUAAUGCCAUGUGGUACAUUCUCAGACAAACAGCCCUGUGGAGCACUCACUAUCGACUCGUCCGUCUGUGAGGUUACCACCAAGAACCAGGUACAAAAGAGACUGGGCUCCAUCGAAACCGCCACCGAACCACCCAAGAACCAGUCCGGUGUGAUGACCGUGCUCUACUCCAAUGGUGCUUCCUGUCCAUCUGGCGCCACCUCACAGACCUACGUUACAUUCGUUUGCCAAAAGAAUACCAAUGGUGAGCUCAGAUCUGUAUCAACUACCGAUAAUUGCAACUAUAAGUUCGAAGUUGGUGCAUCCAUAUUCUGUAACAAGGGUGGACUUACUGGAGGUGAUAUAUUCCUGAUAGUGUUCUUCUCUGUGCUUGGAGGAUACUUCUUGCUUGGUGUCUCUGUCCAGCUCUAUCGUGGACAUAGAGGUGUGGAAAUGAUUCCAAACAGAGAGGGAUGGGGCAACUUCUUCUCUUUGAUCAGAGAUGGUGGUGUAUUCAUCAAGAACAAGAUCACUGGAGGUCAGAGCGGUGCCUACAGCAGUCUGGGAUAA
Acytostelium subglobosum LB1 is the source of this 771-nucleotide messenger RNA. RefSeq lists its product as hypothetical. The coding region runs from base 1 to 771 and encodes 256 amino acids. The record is from RefSeq and is a predicted model, not a curated record. NCBI's taxonomy places the organism in Eukaryota, Evosea, Eumycetozoa, Acytosteliales, Acytosteliaceae. The transcript is spliced from 4 exons.